UUGACUUCCGAUUUCAACAUGGCUGCCCCUCAGCCAUCGCCGCAGCAGCUCGCGGCCAUGCAACAGCAGAUGGCCGCCGAAGCCGCGAAACGUGGAAUGACACCAGAAGAGUUCGCGAACAUGCAACGACAACAACUCACUCAAGAGGCUGCAAAGCGCGGUAUGACUCCGGAACAAUACAUCAACCAUUUGAGAGCUCAGGCCAUGCAUCAACACCAGAUGCAAAAGCAACAACAGUCAGGAGAAAACCACGACCACAACCACAACCACAGCCAUGACCAUGAGCAUGAGCAUGGCCAAGACGACCACCAACAUGAGGGCUGCUGUGACCACAAUCAUGCCCAUCAGCAUCAGAGACAAAUACCUGUGAAAUCAGGAGUUCCAGCGGACCCGAAGGCACUUGCCGUUGCCAAUUUCCUCAGAUCACAAAACCUUAAGACGAGAACAUGCAUCUUGGAUGGUCGGAGAAGAGAAUUAUUUAAGGUAAAACGAGCAAUUCGAGCACUGGAAUCUCCUGCCUACACCAAAGCGGCAUCAAAACCCAACUCUCUACUCCCACCGGUAACCGAUCGCGCUUCUGCCGAAAACACUUUCAAACUCCUGCCCAUGUCCCUUCUCGCACUCCGUGUUUCCAAAAUCGAGCAACCGAACCGUCCCAAGCAAAAACGAGUCAAAGGACAGUGGAACGUGCGUAUAGAGCAGCACCAAGACACCGACCCAAUGAUGCACUACGCAUGGCUCUACGAGGGACCACAGUGGAAGCAGAAAGCUAUGGCUGCGGGCGUUCUCAUCGCCAUUAUGGCAGUGGUCAUGUUCCCACUAUGGCCCAUGAUGUUGAGACAGGGCGUGUGGUAUUUGAGUAUCGCAAUGAUGGGCUUGUUGGGGUUGUUCUUCGCGAUGUCGAUCUUCCGCUUGAUACUAUUCUGCGUUACGUUUUUCGUUGUGCCACCGGGUCUUUGGUUGUACCCCAAUCUGUUCGAGGAUGUCGGAUUCUUUGAUAGCUUUAGGCCAGUGUGGGGAUGGCAGGAGACCAAAAAGAAAAAGAAGAAGGCCAAGGCAAUGACCGACAAUACGAUAACACCUCCUGAGCGACCCUCCCAACCCAAAAGCUCAACAGCGACAUCCACUGGAGCUCAGCCCCAAGCUAACACCGGAGAAGCCACGAAACGUGGAUUGACCGCUAGCGUUGAAGAUGCGGAUGAAGAAUAG
This is a messenger RNA of Coccidioides posadasii C735 delta SOWgp, 1209 nucleotides long. RefSeq names its product Translocation protein S62 (gene SEC62). The record is from RefSeq and is a predicted model, not a curated record. NCBI's taxonomy places the organism in Eukaryota, Fungi, Ascomycota, Eurotiomycetes, Onygenales, Onygenaceae. Gene Ontology annotation, biological process: post-translational protein targeting to membrane, translocation. Gene Ontology annotation, cellular component: endoplasmic reticulum membrane; endoplasmic reticulum.